This is a messenger RNA of Periophthalmus magnuspinnatus, 1183 nucleotides long. It is a transcript of the gene prmt6, whose product is annotated as protein arginine methyltransferase 6. Gene Ontology annotation, biological process: peptidyl-arginine methylation. The transcript has a single exon. The record is from RefSeq and is a predicted model, not a curated record. Bases 10 to 1077 code for a protein of 355 amino acids. Gene Ontology annotation, molecular function: protein-arginine N-methyltransferase activity. NCBI's taxonomy places the organism in Eukaryota, Metazoa, Chordata, Actinopteri, Gobiiformes, Gobiidae.
CACGCGCACAUGGCUCACGCGGGAAAGAAACGCAAACUGGACCAGACGCGUCCGGACCGAGUUUAUCAGGACCGGGUUUAUUUCGACAGUUACAGCGACGUGUCCAUCCACGAGGAGAUGCUCGCGGACCGCGUGCGCACGGGCGCGUACAGGAGCGCGAUCCUGAGGAACAGCGCGUCCAUCCGGGGCAGGACGGUCCUGGACGUGGGCGCGGGCACCGGGGUCCUGAGCGCGUUCUGCGUCCAGGCCGGAGCCAGGAGGGUUUACGCGGUGGAGGCGAGUUCUAUCGCGGAGCAGGCGCUGAAAAUAGUGAAACAGAACAACAUGGAGACGCAGAUCCAGGUGAUCCGGGGCGCGGUGGAGGCGGUGGAGCUCCCGGAGCGCGUGGACGUGAUCGUGAGCGAGUGGAUGGGCUACGCGCUGCUGCACGAGUCCAUGCUCCAGUCUGUGCUUUACGCGCGGGACAAGUGGCUGCGGCCCGGGGGCCUCCUCCUCCCGAGCAGAGCGGAGCUGUUCAUCGCCCCCGUCAGUGACCCGGUGGUGGAGGAGCGGCUGCGCUUCUGGUUCACGGUGAAGGAGCAGUACGGCGUGGACAUGUCCUGUAUGCGCGACUUCGCCAAGUCCUGCAUCAUGAACUCGGACAUCUCCGUGAGCCCCGUGACCGUGGAGGACGUCCUGUCUCACCCCGCGCGCUUCGCGGAGCUGGACCUGGACACUCUGACCCCGGAGGAGCUGCGGGAGGUCAAAGGUCACUUUAAGUGCUCGUCCUUCGGCUGCGCCUCCGUGAACGCGCUCUGCGUGUGGUUCUCGGUCUCGUUCCCGUGUCCGGACGAGCCGCAGCUGCCCGUGGUCCUGUCCACGUCCCCGUUCCACCCGGAGACGCACUGGAAACAGGCGGUGCUGUACCUGGACUGUCCCGUGGACGUGGAGCAGGACACGGUGAUCUCAGGAGAGGUGCAGAUGUUUGCGUCAGAGCGCAGCGACAGACACAUCUGCAUCAGAGUCAACUGCGCCAUCGGAGACGAGAACAGACAGAACAAAACCUUCUCCAUCCCGGACUGGAGCGCGCAGAGUUAGACUUUAAAAUGUGACAGAACUUUAAAUCCAGAGUGUUUCAUGUUUAAUGUGGCUCAGAAAACAGAAAAUGACCCUGGACGUUCAGACUUUUAACUGCUGGAGUAAA